CACCAUUCUCCUUUGAACCAGGAAACAGAGAGAGACAAGAGGCUCCGACCGAACAGUAGUAAGAACCAAGAAACUAGAAUCCCCUUCAAAAUCAAAUACGACGGUCGAGAUUGAAUCGCAAAAAUGUCGUGGCAGGCUUACGUCGACGAUCACUUGCUGUGCGACAUCGACGGCAACCAUCUCGCCUCCGCUGCCAUCGUCGGACACGACGGCAGCGUCUGGGCUCAGAGCUCUAACUUCCCCAAGUUUAAGCCCGAGGAAAUUACGGCGAUCAUGAAAGAUUUCGAUGAGCCCGGGACUCUUGCACCGACUGGUCUGCACCUUGCUGGCACAAAGUACAUGGUUAUUCAAGGCGAGGGUGGAGCUGUUAUUCGUGGCAAGAAGGGCUCCGGAGGUGUUACUGUGAAGAAAACUGGCCAAGCUUUGGUUUUUGGUAUAUAUGAGGAGCCUUUGACACCAGGACAGUGUAAUAUGAUUGUGGAGAGGUUGGGAGAUUACCUGAUUGAUCAGGGUCUGUAGGAGCUCGUCUUUCACUGUCUGGAAUUCAAAUUUUAAGUUUUUUUUGGUUCCUGGUGUGGCCUUGAACUUGCAUUGGUGGUGUUGCUUAAAAUAACCGUGUGGACACAGAGAAGAAGAGUUGUGGUUCCUGGUAGGAUUUGAUUUUUUGACCCGAUAUCCUUGGUUUUCAUGAUUUAUGUAUUUUUAAUUACCCAACUGUUUGCUUGCUGAUGAUUUGAAUAUACCCGUGGAUUUCAUUAUGAUAAAGAGACAAGAUCUUGCAUUAGCUUAUCUGAUGGCAAAGAUCUUUAGUGGAG
Fragaria vesca subsp. vesca is the source of this 815-nucleotide messenger RNA. Its product is annotated as profilin-like. The coding region runs from base 124 to 519 and encodes 131 amino acids. The record is from RefSeq and is a predicted model, not a curated record. Lineage: Eukaryota; Viridiplantae; Streptophyta; Magnoliopsida; Rosales; Rosaceae. The transcript is spliced from 3 exons. Gene Ontology annotation, molecular function: actin monomer binding. Gene Ontology annotation, cellular component: cell cortex.